Molecule: messenger RNA, 630 nt
Organism: Cladocopium goreaui
Lineage: Eukaryota; Dinophyceae; Suessiales; Symbiodiniaceae
Source: the annotation of a GenBank genome assembly
CGGACCCAAGGGGCAUCGGGUCGAGCGUUGGAUGUCAUGUCCUUGCGGGACUUGCCCUCUCUAUUGAGGCGACGCGCCAGCAGCACGGUGCGCGACGGAUGGAAAGUGAUCCGACCAGGGCGGUCCAGACAGUCGGUCUCCAGCACGGACCUGGGGCCGUCUGAGGUGAAUCGACUUCGCCAAACAGCAUUGUCCAAAUCGGCUGGCAAGCUGAAACGUGAGGACGAGGCGGAAAGCUUUCUGCCAGGCACCAUAGGAUCCAGCCCCACUGCGAGGUUACAGCGGAGCAGCGCUGCGCAGGUGCCAGACAUGCCGUUCCCAGGUGAAGAGAUGUCAUCCGUACCAACUCCCUCCACCGGGAGCUCAGGUGUGUUGGGUGCCUUGGCUCCGGAGUCGCCACCCUCGAUGCUUCGAAGCUUCGCAGGUUUGGAGCAUGUGACGUACUUCUCCGAUGUGCAGCGCCCUGGAAGUCGACCCCGACCCAGGCCUUGCUUCCUACAUUUAGAGGCCGCAAAAUGAGUGGCGAGGAACCUCUUUCACCCUGCAGCAGUCCAGGGUUGUGUCCAGGCACUUCGCAGACUGGCCCAGUCCGAUCACUUUUGUCUCGAGGUGUUGUGCCCGGAUUCAGGC